CUGCGUGUGAGAACGCUGAAAAAUAGAACGAUUGAAAUGUUCAGAGGACGUUGACCAGGACGUAAUGGGCAUGCUACGACAUCCUCAAUUCGGGAGCAAGGUGCCAUUAGGACAACACAGCAGCGGGACCGCGAAUGAAUGUGCCACUGCUCCCUGGUGGCUGUCAGAACCUGUAAUGUACACAUCCUAAGUGCCAAAGUGACAGCACUGAACUUCACCCUGUCGAGCUGCCAAGCAAUGAGCAGUCUUCACUACAAUACGUUUUUGUCAAGAUGUUUUCACUCUUUUCUUGACUUCCAGUGACAGUUACCAGGCUUGUGUGGGUGGCGUCACACAGACAUACUGUACAGUAUAUGGAAGCCAUCAGUACAGCAAAACACGUGGUUUUCUUCACCUCACAGAACCCCCACCAACCUGAAACCUGUGACAUUUCUGAGAAACCGUUCUUGGUUUCGUGAACCGGGUUGAAUGGAACACCUUUCUCACACACACUAUACUAGAGAUCUCUUAUCUGGAACUCAUGGAAACCUCAGGCUGGAAUUCACCGCUGCGAUACAUUGCGAUAUUGCUUAUAUUUCUUACAACGUCCAGCAAAGGGUCCGAAUGUGAGCCUCCUUCAAGUCCCCAGUGCUUCAGAAGAAACAACGAGGCAACUGUUUAUGACUGUGAAUGGCAUAUGAAUACAACACAGAGGGAUGUGACAUUUGACCUCCACUUCAGCAGUGACAUAAUGUUUGAGAACAUUCAAGAAACCCGCAAAGAGAUCAAUGAGGAGGAGCUGAUCAAAUAUAAACGUGUUGAGAUUUGGGUGGAAGCUCAAGUAGGAGAUUCUGUGUGCACCUCAACCAGCACCUCUGCCGUACUCAACGAAACAGUUAAAUUUGAAGUGCCACAAAACAUUUCAGUGGCCUGGUUUCAAAACCACCUCAACGUGACCUGGAAGGCUCCAGAGAAAUACCCGGCCUUGGCUGAUGUCUGGUUCCGACUCGAUGAGACCAAGCUGUGGGAACAGAGACUGAACACCACACAGUUCACACACAGUAACAAGCGAUACCAUGUACUUGUUAAGAAUCUGCAAAAGCGUACAUCCUACCAGCUGAAACUCAGACAUCGGACCAAAGUGACCCGUAACCCGCUGUGGAGUGAUUGGUCUCCACUCAUAAUUGUUCCUGCAGAGCUUGAAGAUAAACUGGAGGUUAAUGUGACGGUGAAGAAAUUAAAAGGUGCAAGGAACGUCACACUCGUGUGGAAGCCAGUUCCCCGUGUAGCAGCGGUACCCGAAGUGAACUACAUCCUGAGGGACACUCAGUCUUCCGGAGGAUGUCCUUGCGUGAAGACCCAUCCCAGCGUCAGGACUGAGUACACAGAUUAUGUUUCCUACGCACCGGUCAACUUUUCUGUUACUGCCACAAAUGCAGCAGGCUCUUCUCCCACAGCCAUCGUACGCAUACCAGCAGAACCUACUCAUGAUUUAAAACCUUGCAAUAAAACACUACUGGAUAAAAAACUGAACAAGACCACCUGCCUCGAGUGGUAUAAAGAUCAAGACGGAGAUUUAAGGCUUGUGGCAAGGAAGAUUAAAAGAAACAUGAAGGGUUUUAGAAACAGUAUUGAGGACUACGUGGGUUACGUUUACUUUGAGCACCUGUGCAUCAAUGAGAGGCCAAAGACAGUACAAAUGUGCCGCUUUUAUAAAAAUGAAAAUGUUCCAAAAACAGCCCCCCAAGACUUAUUCCCCUAUGAUGAAACCCAUAGCUCUGCGUCACUGUCCUGGAAGGCCAUUCCCGCCGAGGAUACGCGAGGUUUCCUCACACACUACAAUGUGUGCAGUUUGCAAAUAAAUUCCGGGGUAGAGCACAAACAAUGUCACAGCGUACCAGCUUCCUCAGUCGAAGACCAUCUGGUCAACUUGACUCCAGCAACAAAAUACAACAUCACAGUGGCCGGAGUGACACGAGCAGGAGAAGGUCCGAAGGCCACAGUAACGUUCAGCACGCAUCCAAUGAAUGCUAUGAAAGGAUGGUUAAAACUUGGCCUGGUUAUGGGGUUCCUGUUCACCUUCCUUUUAAUAGUGUGCACGUGUGUCUGGAAAAGAAUGAAAACGAAGAUACUUCCUCCAGUACCAAAGCCCGUGGUUUGGCAAUUUGACUCUCAUCGAUCACUGAAUGGGGUGAAGCUGGAGGAGAAUGACGAGGUGGUGCAGGAUGUUACACUGCAGCUGCUGUAGCCGAAGGACCGCGCUCAAAGGGAAGAUGCAGAAGGGACCAUCGUGUCAUCAAAACUUUUUAUCGAGCGGACAAGGAUGUCUUACAGGAGCAGCGACGAUGCCAAAUAUGGAAUCUGGAUCAGGAUCUGCUUGCCUCGCUGCUAUACGGGAAACGAUUGCCAUUUGAUACAAAGACGGACUAGUGUUGCAUUGAUUACUCUGCGAUCAUGUAUUGAGUAUUUCCUCCAGAACUGUUCAGUCACCGUGCUAUUUCACUUUACUGCAUGUGUCACACCACCUCCUUCUCCAACCACAGAACACCUCCAAAUAUGACAGCCUCAAGGUGGAGGUUUAGC
Syngnathoides biaculeatus (alligator pipefish) is the source of this 2562-nucleotide messenger RNA. It is a transcript of the gene il12rb1, whose product is annotated as interleukin 12 receptor subunit beta 1. Gene Ontology annotation, molecular function: protein binding. The coding region runs from base 521 to 2227 and encodes 568 amino acids. Lineage: Eukaryota; Metazoa; Chordata; Actinopteri; Syngnathiformes; Syngnathidae. The record is from RefSeq and is a predicted model, not a curated record. The transcript is spliced from 17 exons.